CGUUCCUUCACUGUCCUCCCCUCUCAUAAGGUUGAAGGAGAGAUAGUGCAGAGUCACUUCGCACGCGAUUACCCCUAGGAAGUUUUAGAUAACGAAGCCUCUCUUCGCUGCUGAAGUUACCAAUCAAAUGGCUAGCCACCCACGAACCCGUAAUGACUACACUGUGGGAUGGAUUUGCGCGUUACCAAAGGAGCAGACUGCUGCUAUCGCUAUGCUAGACCAGAGGCAUUCUGACCUGCCUAGGCUACCAAAUGACCACAAUACAUACGCUUUGGGGUCGAUCAACAACCACAACAUUGUGAUAACUUGUCUUCCUACUGGCAAGAUUGGUACGGUCUCCGCAGCAACUGUGGCUACUCAAAUGGUCAACGCUUUCCCAUCUAUCAAAUUUGGCUUAAUGGUCGGUAUCGGUGGUGGUAUUCGCCUCCAAGUGAGACUAGGUGAUAUUGUGGUUGGAACCCCGAUCGGCCCAUAUCCAGGAGUGGUACAAUGGGACAUGGGCAAGGAAGGGGAAAAUAACUUUACACGAACCGGGUCAUUGAACAACCCUCCGAGCUUACUUCUGGGCGCGGUUUCACGACUGAGGACGGAACAUGAAUUAGGAGACUCAAAGAUGUCAGCCUACGUGAACGAAAUGGUAUCGAACUAUCCUCUUCUGGCAUCGAAGUACCUGAGAUCUGAGUCGCUUGAGGACGUGCGGUUCAAAGCGAAGUACAUACAUAGAAGCAAUAACAUAGAACACCCUACCCCAAGCGACACCGACGCAUAUUCGGCAGAGGAGGAGGAGGAGGAAGAGGGAGAAGAAACCUGUCAAUACUGUGACAAGACCCAGGUUGUAGAGAGGAAGCCUCGAGAUAUGCGUGUGCAUUAUGGUUUGAUUGCAUCCGGCAAUAGUGUUGUCAAGAGCGCUACCUUUCGGGAUAAGCUUCAAAAAGACUUGGGAGGAGAUGUACUCUGUGUUGAAAUGGAGGCAGCUGGGUUAAUGGAUAAUUUCCCUUGUUUAGUCAUACGAGGGAUCUGUGACUACGCAGACUCCCACAAGAACAAGGCCUGGCAGGAGCACGCAGCUGCCUUAGCUGCCGCGUAUGCCAAGGAGCUCCUGGGGCAAAUUCAGCCCAGUGAAAUCGAAAGAGAAAGGACAGCCAAGGAGACUCUGGAGGAGAAACUAGCUGGCAUUUCUGAGGCCGUGUCUGCCGUUAAAGAAAACGUUACAUCCACAAAAAAUUAUUUAGAUAAGAAAGAGGACAUCGAUAUCCUCAACUGGGUUAUACCGACUGAUCAUGGCCCACAACAAUCCGACUACCUGAGAAGGCGGCAGCCAGGGACAGGGCAAUGGCUGCUUGACUCUGAGCACUUUCAGAACUGGAUAAAUGAGCCGCAAAAAACCUUUUUUUGUCCAGGCAUCCCUGGAGCAGGAAAAACAGUUCUAACGUCAAUUGUUAUAGAAGAUCUUGAGAAAAGGUUCCAUAACGAGACUACUACUGCAGUGGCUUAUGUGUAUUGCGACUACAAGUUCCAAAGCGAUCAAACCCCUGAGAACUUGUUAUCUAGUCUGUUAAAGCAGGUUGUCCAGUCCCAACCUUCCUUACCACGCAAUCUCAAAGACCUUCAUGAUCGACACCAAGGGAAACGAACCAGGCCGUCCUUGGCUGAGAUCUACGAAGUUCUUGAAACAGUCGCUCUUCAGAAAUCCAGGCUCUUCAUUAUUAUAGAUGCGCUUGAUGAAUGUCAAGUGAUCGGUAGCUGCCGUACCAAGUUUUUGUCUGCAAUCUUUGACCUUCAGAAGAGCACCGGCGCAAACGUUUUCGCAACUUCCAGAAUCAUAGAAGAAAUCAUAGACCAAUUUCGAGGGAGUAUAUCAAUCGAGAUUCGUGCGAGAGAGGACGAUAUCCGCAGAUAUCUGCAUGGUCGCAUAUCAGAACUCCCAAGCUUCAUUGCCAAUCGAUCUGACCUCCAAGAUGAAGUCAUUAAUAGUCUGACAAAGGCAGUUGAUGGAAUGUACGUAAAAUAGCCAUUCUAUGUGACAACAACACUAAAAUUACUAGGUUCCUGCUGGCGCAACUAAAUUUUGCAUCUUUGAUCGGCGAAGACACACCGAAGGCUUUACGGAAAGCACUGCAAAGGCUUGCAGCUCAGCCAAGUAAAUACGAUACUGCAUACGAACAGGCCAUGGAACGAAUCGAUAGACAGCUCGAACCGCAAGCUAAGCGUGCGAAGCAAGUCUUGAUGUGGA
Xylaria bambusicola is the source of this 2233-nucleotide messenger RNA. Its product is annotated as nucleoside phosphorylase domain-containing protein. The transcript has 2 exons. Bases 128 to 2011 code for a protein of 627 amino acids. The record is from RefSeq and is a predicted model, not a curated record. NCBI's taxonomy places the organism in Eukaryota, Fungi, Ascomycota, Sordariomycetes, Xylariales, Xylariaceae. Gene Ontology annotation, biological process: nucleoside metabolic process. Gene Ontology annotation, molecular function: catalytic activity.